Monosiga brevicollis MX1 is the source of this 810-nucleotide messenger RNA. RefSeq lists its product as uncharacterized. The coding region runs from base 1 to 810 and encodes 269 amino acids. NCBI's taxonomy places the organism in Eukaryota, Choanoflagellata, Craspedida, Salpingoecidae. The record is from RefSeq and is a predicted model, not a curated record. The transcript has 11 exons.
AUGGCUCACCGCCAGGUUCCACAGCGCCGCCCCUCUUUCAAAGCCGCUCUUCCUCCUUUGCGUCGACAGCCCCGUGACAUCGCGGCUCUCCAUCCGGCUGACAACCUCAGUCUCGACAGCGAUGAUGGGAACGGUGGUGCAGCUAGCCAGCUACACCGACACAUUUCGACCAUGGUCAAGGUCUCCUGUCUGGGCAAGCUACGUCUACUCCUGAAGGACCCAAAGUCCAUGAGCAACAAAGCCAUCGAGAUCUGCGUCACUCUCCUCAGCCUUUAUUUAAUUGUCGAGCUGAAUAAUAUCCCUCAAGAAUGUGCCUUGAUGAGUCCUUGCCUCACUAUUUACUUUGAUGCUGGGGGAUCCAUGGAUCCAAGCUUUCCCUUUGCUUCUUGUGGUCAAAUGCGUCGCGACUGCGAGGUAUUGCCUUGGUUGUCCUUUUCCAGAUAUCUGGUAUCUCCCGAGGACGAUGCUGAGAGCGCGCUCGCCGACUCACCCGACUUGUCGCCAUAUGUGGCGUUUUGCGAGUGCAUUGAUGGUUCCGUGGACGAGGUCUUUUGCUCCUUCUACUUUUCUACUUUUAUCUUCCUUCUACUUGGCAUUCUUGUCAUCUACUUUGCAGAGGUGACCAAUGAAGAAGACAACACCGAGACCUUGACCAAAGAGAAUCGCAACCCACGACGUUGCGCCCACAGUGCCUGCGUCCUCUACUUUUUGGUCGCUCUCCUAUAUUACGACCGACUCGUGGGCUGUUCCGGUCCCGACUUUGUUGAAGCUCAGCGGACCACUGUCUUCCUCAGUGCCGGUGCGAAGUAG